Orbicella faveolata is the source of this 2793-nucleotide messenger RNA. Its product is annotated as ATP-dependent DNA/RNA helicase DHX36-like. Gene Ontology annotation, cellular component: cytoplasm; intracellular anatomical structure; nucleus. Lineage: Eukaryota; Metazoa; Cnidaria; Anthozoa; Scleractinia; Merulinidae. Gene Ontology annotation, molecular function: RNA helicase activity; ATP binding; DNA helicase activity. The record is from RefSeq and is a predicted model, not a curated record.
GAUUAGAAACUUGAAAGGGGGACUGGGUACACACGGAAACUAAAAUGGCGGACGAAAAGCUGUGAAUUCAGAGUUCGCGUUGGGUAAAUGCAGCGAAAAUUUUGGGGAUCUCUGGGCUCCUUCGUUGGUAUAAAAAGAACUAUUUUAACGUCAAGACCAUUGAAUGUGGGAAGACCUAGUUUCGAUUCCAAAAGCAUGCAUAAAGGAGGUAUCCGUCAUAAGUCUGAAUUUUCAAGUGAUGGAGGUGGAGGUAGGAGGGGUAGAGGACGUGGACGGCAUCCCUCAGGCUUGUCAGGAAAACAGAUUGGCCUCUGGUAUGCAAGGAAAGGACAUGAAAAGAAAGCAAGAAAGGAACUUAAGCAGCGUGCUUUUGUUACAAUGGACAGCCAUCAUGAGGAGAGGAUAAGUCAGUUGCUGGGAGAAUUAAGAGAAAAUGAGAGUAGUACUAGUUUAAGUGAUGACAGCAGAACACAAGCUAGUACAUCAGCCUGCAGAGAUUGGUGUGAUGCCCCUCAUGAAGAGCAGAACCGUGAACAUCCUGACGAAGGAUCACACACUAACAACAGAGAUGAGGAAAUUCAAGGGAUAACAGACUCAAAGUUUCAUCGUCAGUUUGCAGACGAAGAUGAUUGCUUCCCGGAUCAGGUGUAUGUGUCUGAUAAAGAUGGAAGCAAACAAUCAACUUCCAAGUCCAUUUUUAAUAUGGAUGUACCUUUGCAGCAGGACAGUGCUUUUGAUCAAUAUUUAAAGGAAGAACAGCAGAAGAAGGUCAUGUCGGGCAGUGCAAGAUAUAAUACCAUGCAGGAAUUCCGUAAAAGAUUACCAACAUAUGAGAAGAAAGAGGAAUUACUUCACCUUAUUAACUCAGAGCAGGUUUUAGUUAUCAGUGGAGAGACUGGAUGUGGCAAAACAACUCAGGUUGCUCAGUUUGUCUUGGAUGAUGCUAUUGAACGCGGCUGUGGAUCAACAUGCCGAGUGAUCUGUACUCAACCUCGAAGGAUCAGUGCUAUUUCAGUUGCAGAGAGAGUUGCUGUAGAGAGGGAUGAAGAAUGCGGUGAAAAUGGUAGUGUUGGAUAUCAGAUCAGAUUGGAAAGUAAGCUACCUCGGGAACAAGGUUCUAUUCUUUAUUGUACAACAGGAGUGCUUCUUAGAUGGCUCGUUGAUGAUCCCCUUCUUCAUCGUUGCAGUCACAUCAUUCUUGAUGAGAUCCAUGAAAGGGAUAUUUUGUCAGAUUUCCUCAUCAUCAUUAUCAGAGAUCUUUUAAUAAAAAGUAUCGCCUAUUGGUGUGCACUGCUCUUAAUAAAAACAGUGGGUGCUUAUCUUACUCUAGAAAUUCAAGGGAUAACAGACUCAAAGUUUCAUCGUCAGUUUGCAGACGAAGAUGAUUGCUUCCCGGAUCAGGUGUAUGUGUCUGAUAAAGAUGGAAGCAAACAAUCAACUUCCAAGUCCAUUUUUAAUAUGGAUGUACCUUUGCAGCAGGACAGUGCUUUUGAUCAAUAUUUAAAGGAAGAACAGCAGAAGAAGGUCAUGUCGGGCAGUGCAAGAUAUAAUACCAUGCAGGAAUUCCGUAAAAGAUUACCAACAUAUGAGAAGAAAGAGGAAUUACUUCACCUUAUUAACUCAGAGCAGGUUUUAGUUAUCAGUGGAGAGACUGGAUGUGGCAAAACAACUCAGGUUGCUCAGUUUGUCUUGGAUGAUGCAAUUGAACGCGGCUGUGGAUCAACAUGCCGAGUGAUCUGUACUCAACCUCGAAGGAUCAGUGCUAUUUCAGUUGCAGAGAGAGUUGCUGUAGAGAGGGAUGAAGAAUGCGGUGAAAAUGGUAGUGUUGGAUAUCAGAUCAGAUUGGAAAGUGCGGAAGACAGUGAAGGUGAUAAUGAUGAUAAUGGCAAUGAUGGUUAUGACUAUGAGAGUGACAGUANACUGUAUGAAGUUCAAGAAAAAGCUGCUGGCUUUGUCAGGAAACAACCAAAGUGGAAGCAGCAUAGGGCUAGGGGGUCUAAAAGCUUUGCAAAAGACAGAAGGUUGGAAAAAUCUACGGCAUGGAUGGCAGAAAGUCAGGAGGAUGAGAAGGAGUUGGAAUGGCAGCAAUAUCUUCACUCACUUAGAGACAGAUAUUCACCAAGAACAAUCACAACACUUCAAAACAUGGAUCUGGAAAGGAUUGAUGUGGAACUUUUGUGUCUUCAUUACUUGAUUUUGGUAACCAUUCUCGAAAGCCGCCAUGAAACAAUCCAGUGUAACUACAAACUGUCAGAAGAUGACUGCCUUGGUCAUCUUAUGUACAAUCUAAUAAAGCCACUGCUUCGUUUAUUAGAGCCACGUAGUCGUCCAUUUGUUGAAUUUCAAUCUUCCUUUCUUUGUAGUAUUACUAUUGAUGAUGUUGUAUUUGUUGUGGAUGCUGGCAAAGUGAAACAAAAGACGUAUGAUGUGAACAACAAAAUUGCCUGUCUACAGCCGGUGUGGAUCAGUAAGGCUUCAGCACGGCAAAGAAGAGGCCGAGCUGGAAGAGUGCAGCCUGGGUACUGCUUUCAUUUGUUCACCCAACCUCGUGCCCAGUCCCUUGACGAUUACCAGCUGCCAGAGAUGUUGCGAACACCUUUGGAGGAACUUUGCUUGCAGAUCAAGGUACACGCACGCAUAUGUACGCUACUGAAGUUGGAGCAUUUUUAGUCAUGCAGAUUAGCUGUAGGAAACAAGGGUGCCUAAUGCAGAGUGCUUCGUAUACUGGAUCGUGCGUUCCAGCUUCGAGCAUUGGUCGCCGUGACCGUCUUUGUGUUGUGUUCUUUGGCAAGA